AUGGACAAUAAAAUCAUAGAGAACGUUCUAUUGACGAUAGAACAGUACAAAGGGUCGACGGCGGACUUCAAGCAGGCGGCCGUUCUGGGCAAGUACGGGCGCAUGCCCUUUUUCAGCCGCCUUCUCGUGUGGAAGGUUUGUGCGCUCACAGAAACGUUGAACAUGCGAGAGUGGCAUGAGCGCCUCAGAACGCUGCGGACCGUGUAUCACGGGCUCCGACAGAAUCGCGAGAUGCGUGUGCCGUGGCACGCUCUUGACGACGAGUGUGAUCUUGCCGAACCCAGGUCCAGAAGUGAAAGUGACAAACCCAAGUCCAGAAGUGAAAGUGACAAAAGCAAGACUGACAAGGCCGAGAGGGCCCAGCGCAGGCAGCUAGCCAAGACAGCGGUCUCUGCGGACGAGGACCCGCUCCUGCUGGCGCCACCAAGGCGGGAAGGGGCCGUGGACCAAACAGAACUAGACGGCGAGCUUCUCCGGUCGAUUGUGCUCGACGUGCAGCGGCUUUUCCCCGGCGAGGAGUUUUUCGUUGAAACGCACCGCCGGCGCCACAUCGCCACCAUUCUCUACGUGUGGGCCAAGUGCAACCCGCAGGUCGGGUACAAGCAGGGCAUGCACGAGAUCUUGGGCCUCAUCUACUGGAACAUGGCGCGCGAGUCUGUGGAGGUGCCUGCCGACUACUCCAGCGACGACAGGGCUGUGCUUGCCUUGUACGACGUCCAGUAUCUUGCGCACGAUGUUUUUGCGCUUUUCAACCGGUUUGUGGUGGCCAGCGGCGUGGUGGGCGACUUCUACGCCAGCGAGGCGCAGCUCAUGCUCCUGGUGGAGCAGUUCAACGCGCUCCUCAUGAAGGUGGACCAGCUUGUCCACUACAACUUGGUGACCAAGCUCCGGCUCGAGUCGCAGCUCUGGAUCAUUCGCUACUUGCGCUUGCUUCUUGCGCGCGAGCUUGGCGACGUCGAGCUGAUUUCCAAGCUCUGGGACAGGCUCGUGGCCGCAGACCUGCUUCUGCCCAAGCCGUGCGUGCCCCAGCUCACGAUUUUCUUGGUGAUUGUGCUCUUGCUCCACAUCAAGCGCGAGCUCAUGCUCUGCGACUUCUCCGAGGCCUUGACGCUUCUCUUGCGCUACCCGAUCGGCGCCAAAACAGCAAGCCACCGCGACUUUGUCGACUCGCUCUUUGACGAUGCCUACUUGCUCUACCAGAGCCGCGAAAACGACUUGAAACUCUACGAGGUUGGGCUGCGCCUCAGCAAACGGGCGCUGGGCGGCGUUUCCGUCACGUACUCGCCCAAAGUGUCGUUGGACACGCCACUGCCGCUGCCGCUGCCAAUGCCGCCUACGGCAGAGGAAUCGCGUGCCGCCAAGAUGGCGUUUGAGAAAACAAGGUUGGAAAUGCGCCUCAAGAAAAAGGCCCAGCUGAUGCUCCAGUAG
Molecule: messenger RNA, 1428 nt
Organism: Clavispora lusitaniae ATCC 42720
Lineage: Eukaryota; Fungi; Ascomycota; Pichiomycetes; Serinales; Metschnikowiaceae
Biological process (GO): activation of GTPase activity
Molecular function (GO): GTPase activator activity
Source: RefSeq, a predicted model, not a curated record